AAAGGGUGUUAAUCCAGCGAUUCGAUGCCACAGGAUUGACAGGACACGAUUUGUCUUCGUAUUCCCCAGUUCAUACAAAGAGGUUAUGAAAUUUGAACGUAUAAAUAGUUCCCAAUAAACGGGUUGGGAACAUGAUAAUCAUGUACAUUCGUGUACUUCAUGGUACCAAGUAGCUUGCUCAUCGUACUCAUCUCGUUAGUUCAACGAGUUGCUGAUAGGAACGUCUACAGGACCAUAAUUUUUAUAAGCUCUAACGCACGGAGGCGAGUUGUUUUGAAUUCAACGUAUCCAAAAGUCCCAACCAGCAGUUUUGCCGUCAUGCCGGAAUCCAGAAAACAGCAGCUCGUUUAGCGCCGCACCAACUCACAAGUGGCACCGAUUUCUUUCGUAUUUUCUUCGAGCCAGCCACCAGCUCGGCCACGAACCAUUUAUAGGCUGCCCCCGUUGCUACUGGAGCUCCACUCACAAACGCAUCGAGAAACCGACGAGACAAGCAGCCGCAGCGUACCAACAGAGAGCACUCAUCACAGGAUGCAUCUAGCAAUGAGACCAGCGGGGAAGACGACGGCUGCCACGGCGCACGCCCGAUCGGCCAGCCUGCCACGCGAACACCCGCACCCCGUGCUGGCGCACCUGGACGACAGCAUCCGCGCGCUCAGGUCAUGGUCGGCCAGAGCAGCUGCCGGUCAGUCCUCCGGCAUCGCCCUCGUCAAUGCCGUCCUGGCAGCGCUCGGUGAGCUCCUGGCGCUGCCGCAGGCUGUGGCGGCACUCCACACAGCCACCGCCGCCUGCGACCAAAUUCUCGAAAGGUUCCUUGUGCUUGUUGACGCCUACGGCACAUUCCUGUCGACGCUCGUCACGCUCAAGCAGUGCGUGGCGGAGCAGCAGGUCGGCACUAGGCGCAGGGACGGCAUGAUGGUCACUGCAUCGCUUCGUGCACACAGGCGGACAGAGAAGGAGCUGUGCCGCCUCGUCACCACGAUGCGACAUGCCGCCAGGGGCACGUUGAGGCCAUUGGAUACCACGAACAAUGAGGUGAUCAACAUUGUGGCAGAGGUUGGUGCGGCCACUGUGGAAGCAUCGGAGGCCAUCUUCAUGGAGUGUGCAGCAAUGUCACCGGACAUGCAAGUGCCUUCAAACAAGUGGCUGACCAGGCUGAGCGUCAGGCCGUCCGCCAAGAAGGCAGCACCAGAGACAGCGAUGGUGGCGUUGGAGAGGCUAGAGAAGCUAGAGGAAUCCAUUGGUGGGCUGGAGACCGGGAGCGAGAAGGUUUUCAGAAGACUGCUGCACUCUAGAGUUUCACUUCUGAACAUCCUUACUCCCUUCUAACC
Molecule: messenger RNA, 1331 nt
Organism: Triticum urartu
Lineage: Eukaryota; Viridiplantae; Streptophyta; Magnoliopsida; Poales; Poaceae
Biological process (GO): shoot system development; root development
Source: RefSeq, a predicted model, not a curated record